AUGCCGCUCACCGCGCGCCCCGUCGUGCGCUACGUCGCCCUCGUCUUCGUCAUCAUCAUCGCCCUGCACUCCAUCCUGACGUUCACCCACGCGGGCUACUCCCGCGCCACCUCCCUCUCCUCGCUCCUCUCCCCCGCCGCCUCCGCUUCCCCCGACAAGGUCCCCGCGGAGUACUUCCAGGACGUCGUCCCCGACUACGCCGUCGGGCUCCCCAACGCAAACCCGGACCCGAACACAAAUCACAACGGCCACCUGCUGGUACGCAAAGCGAACGCGACCCUCCUCAUGCUCGCGCGCAACUCCGACCUGGAGGGCGCGGUCAAGAGCGUGCGCGAGGUCGAGGACCGGUUCAAUCGCAAGUUCGGCUACCCGUGGGUCUUCCUCAACGAGGAGGAGUUUUCCGAGGGGUUCAAGAAACGCAUCUCCGUCCUCACCACCGCCCCCGUCUCCUUCGGCCGCGUCCCCGCCGAGCACUGGUACCCGCCCUCCUGGAUCGACGAGCAGAAAGCCGCCGCCGGGCGCAAGAAGCUCCAGGACGAGGGCGUCAUCUACGGCGGCAGCGAGAGUUAUCGCAACAUGUGUCGCUUCAACUCGGGGUUCUUCUUCCGCCACCCCCUCCUCACGCAGUACCGCUACUACUGGCGCGUCGAGCCGGACGUGCACUUCCACUGCGAGGUCGACUUCGACCCGUUCCUGUUCAUGGGCGACCACGGGAAGGUGUACGGCUUCACCAUCACCAUGUACGAAUUCGAAAAGACCAUCCCGACGCUGUGGGCCGCCGUGCGCGCCUUCGUGGCCGCGCACCCGGCGUACGUCGCGCGCGAGAACGCGGCGGCGUUCGUGAGCGACGAUGGGGAGGGGUAUAAUUUGUGUCAU
This is a messenger RNA of Gloeophyllum trabeum ATCC 11539, 876 nucleotides long. Its product is annotated as glycosyl transferase. The record is from RefSeq and is a predicted model, not a curated record. Gene Ontology annotation, molecular function: alpha-1,2-mannosyltransferase activity. The annotation marks the transcript as partial. The transcript is spliced from 5 exons. Gene Ontology annotation, biological process: protein N-linked glycosylation; cell wall mannoprotein biosynthetic process. Gene Ontology annotation, cellular component: Golgi apparatus; membrane. Lineage: Eukaryota; Fungi; Basidiomycota; Agaricomycetes; Gloeophyllales; Gloeophyllaceae.